AAGUGUCUGUCCCAGGCUCCCGCCCCACGGGAUCCAGGCCCCGGAGUCCCCGGCGCAAGGACCCACCUGGGCUUCUGGGUCCCCGCCCAUACCUGAACCCCGCAUGACUGCGUGCCUCAAGCCGACGCAGAGGCCUACUCUCGCGUUGCAGACGGAGAAACUGAGGCCGAGGGCGGCCGGGGCGGGGCCGACCUCCAGGCGAGCCCGAGCCCCCGCCCCCGGCCAGCCCCGCCCCGGCCCGUAAGAAGCACCCCGGGCGCGAGGCGAAGGCGCACAGCGCGGGACCGGGCUGGGGCCAGCAGCGCGAUGGCAGCUCAGCGGCUGGGCAAGCGCGUCCUGAGCAAGCUGCAGUCUCCGUCGCGGGCCCGUGGGCCAGGGGGCAGUCCCGGGGGGCUGCAGAAGCGGCACGCGCGCGUCACCGUCAAGUAUGACCGGCGGGAGCUGCAGCGACGGCUGGACGUGGAGAAGUGGAUCGACGGGCGCCUGGAGGAGCUGUACCGCGGCAUGGAGGCAGACAUGCCCGACGAGAUCAACAUUGACGAAUUGUUGGAGUUAGAGAGUGAAGAGGAGAGAAGCCGGAAAAUCCAGGGACUCCUGAAGUCGUGUGGGAAACCUGUCGAGGACUUCAUCCAGGAGCUGCUGGCAAAGCUUCAAGGCCUCCACAGGCAGCCCGGCCUCCGCCAGCCCAGCCCCUCCCACGAUGGCAGCCUCAGCCCCCUCCAGGACCGAGCCCGGACUGCUCACCCCUGACCCUCUCGCACUCUCCCUGCCCUGCCGACACCGCCCAGCUUGUGUAUAAGUUGUAUUUAAUGGUUCUGUAACAAUAA
Messenger RNA from Chlorocebus sabaeus (green monkey), 827 nucleotides. It is a transcript of the gene PPP1R14A, whose product is annotated as protein phosphatase 1 regulatory inhibitor subunit 14A. The record is from RefSeq and is a predicted model, not a curated record. Gene Ontology annotation, cellular component: cytoplasm. NCBI's taxonomy places the organism in Eukaryota, Metazoa, Chordata, Mammalia, Primates, Cercopithecidae. Gene Ontology annotation, molecular function: protein serine/threonine phosphatase inhibitor activity. Gene Ontology annotation, biological process: regulation of phosphorylation.